This is a messenger RNA of Penicillium cosmopolitanum, 1101 nucleotides long. RefSeq names its product putative 1-aminocyclopropane-1-carboxylate deaminase. The transcript has 3 exons. Gene Ontology annotation, molecular function: pyridoxal phosphate binding; 1-aminocyclopropane-1-carboxylate deaminase activity; D-cysteine desulfhydrase activity. Bases 1 to 1101 code for a protein of 366 amino acids. Gene Ontology annotation, biological process: amine catabolic process. The record is from RefSeq and is a predicted model, not a curated record. NCBI's taxonomy places the organism in Eukaryota, Fungi, Ascomycota, Eurotiomycetes, Eurotiales, Aspergillaceae.
AUGGAUAUCAUUAAGGCGUACGGCUUUCUCUCCUACCAGAGUGAUGAUACACCCCCUCCUGAACAGCGCACCUCCCCCCUCCCAGCCCCCUUCUCCUCAAUCCCACGCACCCCCCUCCUCCUCGGCCCCUCGCCGAUACACCUCCUCCCCCGCAUAACCGCCGAUCUCGCCUCAACCACCCCACACGCCAAAGUAAACAUCUACGCCAAGCGCGACGACCUCAACUCCGCAUUCGCCUACGGCGGCAACAAAACCCGCAAACUAGAAUACCUACUCGCCGACGCCCUGGCCCAAAACUGCGACACACUCGUCUCAAUCGGCGGCGUCCAGUCCAACCACACCCGCCAGGUCGCAGCAGUCGCAGCCCGAUCCGGUCUCAAAGCCAAACUGGUCCAGGAACAUUGGGUCGACUGGGUAGAUAAGGGCUAUGACUCUGUUGGCAAUAUCCAGUUAUCUCGUCUAAUGGGCGCGGAUGUUCGUCUCGAUCCGUCCGGAUUUGGCAUCGAGCAUAAGAACACCGCUGCGGCUGUUGUGGAGGAGUGCAAGGCUAAUGGUGAUCGCCCUUACUACAUCCCGGCUGGUGCGUCGGACCACCCACUUGGUGGAUUGGGAUUUGCGCGGUGGGCGUUCGAAGUACGACAGCAGGAGCAGGAGCAGGGUAUAUUCUUCAAUACUGUUCUCGUGUGCGCGGUGACGGGGUCGACUUUUGCCGGGAUGAUUGCUGGAUUUAAGUUGCUUGAACGGUUGUAUCCGGAUGAUCCCAAGCGGAAGGUUAUUGGGAUUGAUGCUUCGGCGACGGUGGAGGCGACGCGGGUUCAGAUAGGGCUUAAGGAGGAGGAUAUUACGGAUGAGGAUGUUAUUCUUGAUGAUAGGUAUCAUGCUGGGAUUUAUGGGAUUCCGGAUCAGCAAACUUGGGAUGCUAUUGAGUAUGCGGCUAAGAUGGAGGCGUUUAUUACUGAUCCUGUUUAUGAAGGGAAGAGCUUUGCGGGGAUGGUUGAUAUGAUUAAGAAGGGUGAGAUUAAGGGUGGGAAUAUUUUGUAUGCGCAUCUUGGUGGGCAGCUGGCUUUGAAUGCGUAUUCGGAGCUGGGUGCCACUAAAUAG